Peronospora belbahrii is the source of this 645-nucleotide messenger RNA. The record is from the annotation of a GenBank genome assembly. NCBI's taxonomy places the organism in Eukaryota, Oomycota, Peronosporomycetes, Peronosporales, Peronosporaceae.
AUGAGUAGGUACAAUUCCGGCAUUGCCGCUGAAUUCUUCAAGCUUGAGCUACUGUUAAUGCAGACAGCAAAUGAUGCAGUCAAAUGCAUGGAGAUAUUGAAAACCAACCUAUCUGACUAUGAUAUUUACCAUGAUUUGAAUUACAUUCACACGUCGACGUCCUUCAUGAGAGACAGUAUUCAUUUCGCCGAACACGCAGCUUUAGAGUUAAGUCUCGUGGCUGAACAGAUUGCUAAGAGCAAGUCCUUGUCGGACUGGGAAAUUGCUGCAGCUCGCAACAAGAUGAGCGCAGCCUCGGACGCAAUGUCUGGUUUGAAGAAAGUAGCUCGCGUCUAUGAUGAGAUGAACGGAAAGUCAACGGGUAUUGCUCGAUUUAUCGACCAUGUGCUGAUUAGAAAAUACGAUACAAAGAAAACCAUUUCAGAGCAUAACAACAUGCCGCCUGAAUGUGCUGAUACGGUCGAAAUCGUGGUGAAAUCAACAUUACGCAAUGCUUUCAACGGAUUUUCAGCUCUAAAGCAUCAAAUCUCUACUGCCGAGAAGUCAUUGUUACCAUCACUCGUACAGCGUGCGAAGGAUGUGGUUGAGACUGUUGUGAUUAAGAUAAAAGGAGACGCCAACCCUCCUCGAAGCGCAACAAUGUAA